This is a messenger RNA of Sesamum indicum (sesame), 2603 nucleotides long. RefSeq names its product BED zinc finger and hAT dimerization domain-containing protein. Lineage: Eukaryota; Viridiplantae; Streptophyta; Magnoliopsida; Lamiales; Pedaliaceae. The record is from RefSeq and is a predicted model, not a curated record. Gene Ontology annotation, molecular function: protein dimerization activity; DNA binding.
ACGGCUCUACAAAGUAGAGAAACAGCUACGACACUCUGUACCCCUCCCCAAUUCCCUCGUUGCUGUUUGGCUGUUUGGUUUUCGGUCUCAAGAAUUUCCUUCGGCGGCUCAGAUCUGGCUCACUCUAUAAUCUCAGCUCCGACUCUUCUCAUCAAACUUCAAAACCUUUCCCCUCUUUCUUCAUCCUUCUUCCUUUCCCUCCAUUUCUCUCUCUCUCUCUCUCUCUCUCUCUCUCUCUCUCUCUCUCUCCUGUUCUUUUGUCACAUAUACACAACACUUAGUUGUUUGAUUCUUCUACUAUUACCGGAAAGAUCCACUUGAAUGUUGGAUUUGUGGGUACCUGCUUUCUAUCUGUUUUUCGUAUUUCCCUCUUCAGUUAUCGAAUAACAACUAACCCAACAAAGUUGACCCUAUCCAAGUCUCUUGAUCUGAGCAGCCAGUGCAUGAGUUUUCGGUGGCAAUCAGUCUCUGUUUAUCUCACAGACAACAACAGUGGGCGGAAUAGCUGCAGCUGCCAAUGUGAUGGAUUGGGGUGUUAAUAAUUCAUAUAGUAAUCAGUCCUUAAAAGUGGAUAUGGAUCCCAAGUCUGCCACCGUAAUGGGUGGAGCAAGUAUCCCCCAUAUAGAGCCAGUAGAUAUUGGGUUGGGCUCUGUAGAGAAGGGAAGUACUAUUCUUACUGCUAAACCCAGGAAAAAGACCAUGACUUCAGUAUAUCUCAAAUAUUUUGAAACAGCUGUGGAUGGGAAGAGUCGGAAGUGCAAAUUUUGUGGACAAAGCUAUUCUAUUGCCACUGCUACCGGCAAUUUGGGGAGACAUCUGAGUAAUCGACAUCCAGGAUAUGAUAAGAUAGGGGAUUCUUCCAGCAGUCCCACUCCACAGCCCGUGACAGUUGCUAAGAAACCUCAAGCUCAAGUAAAGGUGCCUGUAAUUGAACUUGAUCACUUGAAUUGGGUGCUAAUCAAGUGGCUCCUUGUAGCAUCACUUCCGACUUCUACUUUGGCAGAAAAAUGGUUAAUAAAUGCAUUUAAGUUCCUCAAUCCAUCAGCUGAGCUUUGGAGUGGGAAAAAAUUCCAAACAGUGGUCCUUGAAGUCUUCAGAAGCAUGCAGGAAUCUGUGAGACUGAUUGUGGAGCAGGUUUGUUCCAAGGUUUCUGUCACUCUUGAUUUUUGGACUUCUUAUGAACAAAUCCUGUACAUGAGUGUUACAUGUCAGUGGAUUGAUGAAAACUGGUCCUUCCAGAAAGUUCUUCUUGAUAUUUGUCACAUUCCAAGCCCUUGUGGGGGGUCUGAAAUCUAUUAUGCUCUAUUGAAAGUCCUCAGGCUGUACAAUCUUGAGACUAAAAUUCUCUCUUGUACUCAUGAUAAUAGUCCAAAUGCCUUGCACGCAUGCCAUACACUGAAAGGUGAUAUGGAUAGUCAGAAAAUGGCUGCAUUUUGCUAUAUUCCCUGCGCUGCUCACACACUGAAUGCAAUCAUAAAUGAUGGGUUAAGAACUACAAAAGCAGUGAUCUUAAAGAUCAGGGAGUUCGUGCUGGAACUGAAUUCGUCUUUGGAGAUCUCUGAUGAUUUUGUGCAAUUUACCACAGCAUACCAAGAGGGGAACUGGAAGUUCCCACUUGAUGCCUCAGCACGGUGGAGUGGGAGCUACCAGAUGCUUGAUAUUGCAUGCAAGGCUGGUAAAUCGAUGGAAACUGUGAUAAGGAAGUAUGAAGAACAACUUGGUAGUAGAUUGCUGCUCAACUCUGCUGAGAAAAAUGUUGUUAAUAUUAUGCAUAAAUACCUUGAGCCCUUCUAUAAGACCAUUAACAACAUAUGUACAAAUAAAUUACUCACCAUUGGAAUGGUUCUCUUCUUCAUGGAUCAUAUUUCUGAGACAAUUUCCGCCUGCAAAGAUUCAAGGCAAACCCCAGACUGGCUCAAGAGUGCUGCUGAAGACAUGUAUAUCAAAGCUCAAAAUUACAGCGAUCAGGUUUGCAAUGCAUUCACCUACAUGACUGCAAUUCUUGAUCCACGGAUUAAAGUUGAACUCAUUCCUGAAUAUCUUAACUUAGAGCGCUAUCUAGAGGAGGCAAGAAAUCAUUUCAUUAGAAAUUAUUCUACCAGCUAUUUUUCAUCUAUGGCCAACACAUACAGCACUCAAGAGCUGGAAGACCAAGGAAGUGCUUCUUUUGCAGAAGAAAUUGCUCGUAAGAAAAGAAGGGCGAGCAUGAACUCUGCUACUGAUGAGCUUACCCAAUAUUUAUCUGAGCCACCCGUUCCAAUGCCAACAGAUGUUCUGGAUUGGUGGAAGGUAAACAGCUCAAGAUAUCCACGGUUAUCUUUGAUGGCUCGAGAUUUCUUGGCUGUGCAAUCAACAUCUGUGAUGCCUGAAGACAUAUUCUGUAUCAAGGGAGAUGAAAUUGAUAGACAGAGGUUCUCUACGCCCCAAUCUGAUACACAAGCUCUGCUUUGUGUAAAGUCAUGGAUGCAAAAUGGAAUCAAGCUGAAGUACAAAUCCACUGAGAUUGACUAUGAAAGGAUGAUGGAAAUAGCUGCUGCUUCAGCAAUAGAGAACAGCAGUAGGAGUUUCGACAGAAGCAAAAAAUGAUAACUUAGGUUGGUGGA